Molecule: messenger RNA, 3343 nt
Organism: Amoebophrya sp. A120
Lineage: Eukaryota; Dinophyceae; Syndiniales; Amoebophryaceae
Source: the annotation of a GenBank genome assembly
UGAGCGCGAUUCAACGUUUUGGCUUAUUUUCUGCGUUGCCUUCACAAGAAAUUGAAGUUGUCGACCUGCGACAGAAGUAGAUCGACCGUAUUAGAGCAACACUAACAUAACAUCGCAAAUGGAUCGUUGACAAGAACAUUGACAUACAAGAUAUUCGCACAAGAACACGCUGCGUCAACAUACAACGAAGAAACCCAAUCCCAAGAAACCCAAUGUCUCCUCCCACCAGCACGAACCCCAUCAGCACCGCGUUGUCUCCCGAAUUCGCGGCCGUUCGUCAGGGCUGCCUGGAUUUUCUGGAUAUGAACUGCAAAAGUAUCGUACAACUCGUAUAAAUGCAUUACAAAUUUUCUCAGCAUGAGAAAUAAUAAUAAAAUUUGUAAUGCUGAUUUGCCUUGACAAAGAAAUUUGUAAUGCAAGACCAGCAUUUAUACGAGUACGAUACUUUUGCACAGGAUACUGGAGAAACAAGCGGAAUCCUACGAUGACUGGAUGGUGCUCCAGAGCGGCGAAAAACAAACUAGUUCUACUUCAUCGAGUUCUGGCGCCAAGCCCUUGAACAAUAGGAUUUCCGCCGAAAAACUCGAGAUCGCUCGGUACGUCGGCAAAAAAUACGUCGGGGACGAUAUUGUGGAGAAAAAUCCGCCCUCCCCAUAUCGAAAACGGAAUUUGUGUUGCUGUAUUUGAGUACAAAAAUCGCUUUGUAUUGCCAGAAGGCCAAGAGACGCGGUUGCUACCUCGUUUGGAGGCAAUUUGUCACGCUGUUUCCCGUUUCCAGUUGCUUCUUGUCAUUAUGACGGCAGUAACGUGCCCAACAGGCUAGUUACCCAAAGGGAUACAGUUUUUUUUUUUCGGUGUAAAUAAGGUAGUUAUAUAUUAAAUAGCUAGCGAAAAUGCUUUGUUUUUAGUUAGCUUAAUAGCUUAUGUAUAUAAGGCGUUUUUGAAGGCUGGAUGUCGGCGGAGUAGCGUCGUGGAAGCCUUCAAAAACGCCUUUUCUAGCUACUGAGCUUAUAUAUCUAUUUCAACUAGGUAGCUUAUAUAAAUAUCUAUAUUAUCUAUAUAAGAUAAACCGAAAUUUUUUUUUUAUCCCCCAUGGGUAAGUUAGGGGUUGGGCACGUUACUGCCGUCAUAGUCAUGCUGAAGACGCAAGGCUUUCCAUUCCUGCGCCAGCCAGCAAUACAAUCCGAAUCUCUUCCCUUCUAGCAUGACAACGCCACUUGUGAUCACAAAUCAUGCUACACAAAUCUCCGUUUUAAUAUGGGGAGGGGAGAUUUUUCAUUUUGAUAGACGACAUCAUCGCGGUGCGUGGACGCUUGGUGUUUCCCGAAACCGAGCCGGCGGAGAUCCUGGGACUGAUCGUGGAUUUGGAGCGCCGGAAACUCUGGGAUUCGCAGAUGGAGUAUGGCAGGGUUCAUGUGCAAUACGAAGGCGCAGCAGGCGGAGAUGAUGGUAAAGAUGAACAGUCGACCACAGUAGCCCACAACGACGCAGUUCUUAAUACACGCGCAUCAACAAGAACAUCAACGCAAGCAGCCGGGUGCGAUCUGGCCCACUUGGCGUACAAGGGCGCGCUGUUUGUGCAGCCGCGGGACCUGUGCCUACUGCGAGCGUGGCACCCGACGGACUUUGGCUGCGUUUUGGUGGCGCAGUCGGUGGCCGACGAGGCGAUCCUAUGGAUUGCAAAAGUGUCUGGGUCUGGAGAAGGUUGGAACUUGUAAGGCUAGCGUUCCAUACUUAGAAAAUCUAUAUUGCAUAGACCAACAAAAGUCGCAGCCUCUUUUGCACAGACAUGCAAAAACGCAGCUUCUCAUGCGGAUUGCCUAUGAGAACGCGUUCUGGAAAGUUGUCACGCUGGGUUGCAUUCGGAACUGUUUCCAUCAUCCACAUUUUAGCAUCAGAAGUUUCCAGACCCAGACAUAUUUGCAUCUGAUAGAUCCCGGAAAAACCGGGGGUCGUACGGGCGGAACUCCGGGAAUGCGGCUAUGAAAGCCUCAGGGUGGAAAAUCCCAAAGUGAAAAUAAUUAUAAUUUGGAAUGCAAAAAAACGACUCCAGUUGAAGCACCAUUUCUAGUCGGCGCAUGGCAAAUUUCCCGGGCACUCAAAGCGUGUCUGUCAUGCUAGUUAGGCAAAGGGGUGCCCUUCUCUCGUGCUAACCAGGAGCCCAAUUCUGAACCAGUAGGCGCACAAUAGUCGACCUCCAUUGCGUUCUCUGCAAUGCAGUCUUUUUGGUGUCGCAUUUCAUGCAGCACAAAUUAGCUCAUCCACUUUGAUGAGAAUUUCCAUGCUGAGGCUUGCAUAGCGGCUACUGGCUGAAGGCGGAUGGGUAUCCAAGGCUAAAAGUGUCACUUACACAUUUGUAUUGAAUUCUCAGCAUCACAAAUUUGCCUCGCAUGACGGAGGAAACUUGUAAUGCAGAGAUCAUAUUCAUAAGGCGAAACGCACACGAAACGAGACCUCUAAGCAUUUAUCGCAUGACAGAGGUCGUCUGUUUUGCAUGUUUUGCAACACAAUGUGUAACUGUGCCACUUUGUUCGGUGCAUAAUGGGCGGGGGAACACGGAGGCAACCUACAUCUCGUCGCUGGACUUCAAGGGCAACAUCCCCGCCACCUAUGCAAGAAAAAAAGUGUGUACUAAGUGUAAAUCUGUGAUGCAGAAAAUGCAAAACAGUUUACACUUGUCAUGCUCGACGUACAUGAUCGGCUCGCUUCCUAUGUGUUUUCCCUUCGUAUCUGCGCAUCACAAGUUUUGCCUGUCAUGGCAGACAAACUUGUGAUGCUGUUUUCCCAAAGAAAAGACCUACACUAUACACAGUUUUUUUUCUUGGAUACCACCUUCACCAACGUGAUUCUGCGGCAACAGCCCGGUACACUCCUGGAGAUGCGGAAUAUCUUGCGGAAGCGCAAGGGGCAACCCGAACUGGACGCCGGGUGCGGUGUGCAGUGAAGAGCAGCUGGGAAGAUGAUCAACAUCUAGUCCCGGCCUUCGAGAUGAAAUGUUCAUGCAGUUGCAGGAGGAGUUUUUCUUUUUUGUGAAGUAGAGCCGGAGCAGCGCGAGCCCUAAUAGUAAAUGUGUUGAGCAGUCCAUCUGCAUCCGGGGUAAAUAUGUGUGGUGAAUGGCCAACCAUAUUUCGUUCAAGAAGCGCGGCAUGAAUGUGUCUGCUACAUGUACAUGAACAUCUUAAUUGUUGAUGCCGCUGUAUUCAACGGUUGGAGGCACCACCUGUCUGGUGCGGAAGUUUUCUCAAUCUUCUGUGUGCAGUCCCGGUCGUCCUGACGACCUGGGAAGUAAGUCUGAUGCUGUAGUCAAUUCGUGGUUUUUAUCCACUGGUCUGGAGAAAUGAAU